UUAAACGUGUUUUAAAAUAGAGUAGUAUUUCGGGCAAAUUAUUAGAAAUUUUAGGUGAGCAUUGUGGUCAUGAUAAAUUUUGUCCAUUUCCUUUCAGACAGUGUGAUAAGAGGGAAUGAUAAUGACCUAAUCUAAAAGAUUUUCUUUAAUCGUCGUAAUCAUUCUUGGUAUUUUCACACAAUAAAAUGAAGAAUAUAUAAGAAAGCAUGAAUAAAUAACGCCACUAUGUCAGAGACCAUUCAACCACUUACAGCCCCUAUUUCUCUGUCUACAUAUCACCAACUUAGUUUGACAGUUGAAUCUGCUAAUAUAAGAAGUUCUGGACUAUUUAAACCAAAUCCCUACCUACAAGUGAUCAUUGAUGAUAAUAUAUCAAGGAGGACUGAAGUUAUAAAGAACACUUUACAUCCAAAAUGGAAAGAAGAGUUCACUGUCCUAGUCACUCCUCUAUCAAAAAUUGUUUUUCGUUUGGCCGACCACCAUAGUUUUAGGAAAGACAACAUCCUUGGUGAAAAGAGAGUCAACUUUCUAAAAGUUCUCUUAUAUUUUAAUGGGAAAAUUGAAAAUGUUGAGAUGACACUAGAUUUAAUGAAGACUGUAUCACAAGAUAAUUCAUCUAAUUCAAACACAGAAGUAAAAUCAGCAGAAUUAGUUCUACUCUUAGAUGGGUUAAGAGUUGAUCCAGCAAUUUUAAGUCAAUCACAUGAAUUGUAUGGAGAGCCCAUGAAUUCAAGAAGUCCACUAAAUGAUGGUGUUCGUGCAAGAAUUAGAUUACGCAAUAAUUCUGAGUCAUUCCGAUCGAUGGCAAGACAGCAAAAUUUAAGACCCCCGCCGGGUCCCCCGCCGCACAGCAACGGCGCGAUUCCCGUGGCCGCGGACGGCGCGGGCCCGUCGCACGCGGACACGGACGCGCACGCGCCGCUCGCGCACGCGCCGGCGCUCGGGCCCACCCCACCGCCGCCGCCGCCGGCUAGCAACGCGACCCCUGAGGAACCACUGCCGCCUGGAUGGGAAAUGAGAUACGAUGUCUAUGGUCGGAGAUAUUACGUGGACCACAACACGCGUUCCACGUCGUGGGAGCGGCCGCAGCCGCUGCCGCCCGGGUGGGAGGUGCGGCGCGACGGGCGCGGGCGCGUGUACUACGUGGACCACAACACGCGCACCACGACCUGGCAGCGGCCGGACACGGAGCGGCUGGCGCGCUUCCAGCUCUGGCGCGGCGAGCGGCGCCACGUGGUCGCGCAGGGCAACCAGCGGUUCCUCUACCCGCAGCCGCAGCCGCCGCACCCGCCUAAUAACCAGGACGGCGAACAAGAACCGCCCACUGGUAGCAGCGUCAGCGUGGCUGGCAGUUCUAGCGCGAGCACUAGCGGCGCUGGUGCGGCAGGUGCGGCAAGUGCGGCGGGUGCGGCAAGUGCAGCGGGUGCGGCAAGUGCGGCGGGUGCGGCGGAGGACGGGCUCGGCGCGCUGCCGGCCGGCUGGGAGCGGCGCGUGCAGCCCGACGGACGGGUGUACUACGUGAACCAUAAGAAUCGAACUACUCAGUGGGAGGACCCGAGGACUCAAGGUCAAGAAAUCAGUGCAUUAGAGGAGGCUCUACCGCCAGGCUGGGAGAUUCGUUUCACAGAAGAGGGCACGCGAUACUUUGUAGACCACAAUACAAGAACUACCACCUUCCAGGACCCGCGGCCGGGCGCGCCGAAGGGCCCGCAGGGCGCGUACGGCGUGCCGCGCGCGUACGAGCGCUCGUUCCGCUGGAAGCUCAGCCAGUUCCGCUACCUGUGCCAGAGCAACGCGCUGCCCAGCCACAUCAAGAUCACGCUCGCUCGCCAGACGCUCUUCGAGGACUCCUACCACCAGGUUACCGGCGAACUUUGUGAAUGA
Messenger RNA from Zerene cesonia (dogface butterfly), 1884 nucleotides. Its product is annotated as E3 ubiquitin-protein ligase Su(dx)-like. Gene Ontology annotation, cellular component: cytoplasm; nucleus. The transcript has 10 exons. The coding region runs from base 226 to 1884 and encodes 552 amino acids. Gene Ontology annotation, biological process: hippo signaling; positive regulation of transcription by RNA polymerase II. The record is from RefSeq and is a predicted model, not a curated record. Gene Ontology annotation, molecular function: protein binding; transcription coactivator activity. NCBI's taxonomy places the organism in Eukaryota, Metazoa, Arthropoda, Insecta, Lepidoptera, Pieridae.